CUCGAUAUGUUCUCUAUAUAUAUUAUGCUGGCAACUCUACCUCUAAUUUAAGGUUAAGGCUGAACCACCUCAAAUAUGCCUAUUGGCAGCAAGAUGGUUUCAAUAUAAUAAUAAUACAUAUACCAAAGCAUAAAUCCCGUUAUGGAGCAUUAUGAGAAGCAGGAGAAGAUAGGUGAAGGCAGCUACGGCGUUGUCUAUAAGGCGCUGAAUCGCUUGACCGGCCAGCUUGUCGCCCUAAAGAACAUCAGACACAACGCUGGGGAGGAGGGCAUGCCGUCGACGGCUAUAAGAGAGAUAUCGCUGCUCAAGGAGCUGAAGCAUCCCAACAUAGUCAGGCUGCAUGAUGUCGUGAUGGUGGACUCCAGCAUAUACUUGAUACUCGAAUACCUAUCAAUGGACCUGCGACAGUAUAUCAACACGCUGCCAGCCAACCAACUGAUGGACCCGAAUCUGCUGUCCAGUUACCUUUUCCAGGUGACCAGCGCAAUACUCUACUGUCAUCGGCGACGGGUGAUGCAUCGGGACCUGACUCCGCAAAAUCUGCUGAUCGAUCAGUUUGGCCGAGUCAAGGUGGCUGACUUUGGUCUGGGCUGCUAUUUCCAGGUGCCAAUGCGCACGCUCACCCACGAGGUGGUCACACUCUGGUACCGGGCACCCGAGAUCCUGAUGGGUUGUCCACGCUACGCUUGUCCCGUGGACAUCUGGUCCAUUGGCUGCAUCUUCUUUGAGAUGGCAACGCGUAAGACCCUGUUCCAGGGCGACUCAGAGAUAGAUCAGCUCUUUCGCAUAUUCCGCAUGUUGGGCACCCCAAAUGAGGAUUCCUGGCCGGGCGUAUCCGCACUGCCCGACUACAAGAGCAGCUUUCCCAACUGGACAAACAAUAAGAUAGGCCAGCUGAGGGAAAGCCUGGGCUCUUUCGACUCGAGUGUCGACCUCUUGGCCAAGAUAAUCGUCUAUGAGCCAGCGAGACGUUUGUCAGCUGAGCAAAUUCUAGAACAUAAGUAUUUCAAGGAAAAUGCCAACAUCCUAAAGUCUCAAACUGUCAAUAAAAGUUUUUAAUAUAUUCGUGUGAUAUAAAAAUCUUUCUUGUAGCACGCGCGUGCUAAUCGGCUUUAUUAAGGGAUUUUUGUGCACGCGUGUAAAAUUAAUUUAAUUAUUUUCCGCUAUGCUUAAACCUCAUCUUCAUCUUCGUCUUCUUCACAAAAGCGGGAAACUGAACCAAAGUUAAGAGGCUAGACUUUUGCUUGGAUGCCCGAAGGGUCACAGAGCCCUCAAAUUUGAUCGGUGCACAGUGGGUCGAAGCAGUUGGAAAGCUGUGCUGGCACCUUGGUACACAGCACUGAUUAUACAACCAAUUAAUGCUUGCUCUUCGUUAAAUAUUAUUUUUCAAUUUUCUUUGAAGUAUUUUCGUCCUUUAGCCUAGGCUAUUUGUCCACUGUGCGAUUGAGUCAGGCGUUAAGAAAAACAAACACAAUGACUGAGUUUCAUGGAGUGGAAAUUAUAAUUGCCCUACAGCCAUCGCUGAAGGUACUCAACACAAGUCAACUCAAGUCGAAGGUUGACUCAUGGAUG
Messenger RNA from Drosophila hydei, 1572 nucleotides. RefSeq names its product cyclin-dependent kinase 1-like. Gene Ontology annotation, cellular component: nucleus. Gene Ontology annotation, biological process: mitotic G2 DNA damage checkpoint signaling; G2/M transition of mitotic cell cycle; protein phosphorylation. The transcript has a single exon. Gene Ontology annotation, molecular function: cyclin-dependent protein serine/threonine kinase activity; ATP binding; RNA polymerase II CTD heptapeptide repeat kinase activity. NCBI's taxonomy places the organism in Eukaryota, Metazoa, Arthropoda, Insecta, Diptera, Drosophilidae. The record is from RefSeq and is a predicted model, not a curated record. The coding region runs from base 142 to 1059 and encodes 305 amino acids.